GGAAGUUUGAUUUAGGAGAAACAUGGACACAAGGAUUCGCCUGAUUACUCUGCUGUGUAUAGGAUGGUUUACGUACACAAAUAACAGUGGUCUCCCUCUAGAACUCACUCAGUUCCAGUCAGGUGGUAAUAUCACCUUAGUCUGCAGUUCCAUCAACACCACUAUCAGCACGUCAUUCAGAUAUUGGUAUUUGGAUGAGGUGCGAGUUCUCACGUCAGUGUUUGUAGGUCAUCAUCAUGGUUGUAACAGAAACCCACCCAAUAAUGAUACUGCAUAUCGUUACGACCUAUUCACAUCAAAUGAUGGCAGUGUAAGCUGUGGUGACCACCAGCACAACAUGACACUAACCACAACUAAAUACAUCCAAGCUGGGGCAGUGUGGCGGUGUGAGGAUCAACGCAAUAGAGUCAGUAACAACCUUACGUUGGCCAUUCCUGGGACUACUGAUAAGUCAACUACACCACUGACUGAUUCAGCAACAACGAUCACCACAGACAGCGAUACUCAUGGCUUUCACGGGACUACUUAUAAGAGAAGUUCACAGCUGACAAUGUUGGAAAAUCUUACAACUAUCAAGAUGACUUCUGCCCCGAGCAACGAUUAUCAAGAUGAUGCCAUGUAUAUCGCUGCUGGGACAGGUGGAGGAAUCUUCAUCCUCAUUAUAAUCGUUAUCUGUGUAUGUGUUGUAAGUACGAGAAGAAAAGGAAACGUCACAGAAGCUACCAGCGAUGCAGACAAUGGUGCAGAGGUCUCAGAAAACCCACUUUAUGUUACAUACCAAGUUGAACCUGUUGACAACAAAGUGCACUUCAAUGACAAUGCACCCGAACACCUACUUGCUCUUGGCGGCGCUGUCGACGUUUGUGAUCUGAAUGACGUACGAGACAAAACACCCAAGCACCUGUCGGCUGUAGGUGGUGCUAUCAACGUUGAUGAUAUGUAUGCCGUCCCGGACAAGACACCCAAACACCAGCCAGCUGAAGGCGGUGCUGUGAACAUUGGUGAUCUGUAUGCCGUACCGGAUAUGCCAAUGAAAACAAAGAACGGAACGUAUAGUACUUGGUCCGAAGCUGACAAUGAGUACAGUGAAAUCUAAAUAGAGGAAGAGACGUCAGCUAAUUCGGUCCUGUCAAUGUUCUAGGCGACACAACGCUCACGUUUGUUCGACAGACAAAUUCAAAUGGGACCCUGCUCCUUGGGUGUUCUCCUUGUUGUGUACAGCUCUCGCUACUGUGAUUAGGUCUGCGUUGAACUUAAACAUUAUUUCAAUAUAAAAAGUCUAAGUUGAUAUAAAUGUACAGUAAACUACCUUUAUAACGAACACGUUUUUAAAUAACGAACUAACGGAUAUAACUUAUUCUUUUUGGACCCUAGCCAGUUGCUGCAUAUAUUCUUAUAACGAAAUAUGGUUAUAACGAACUACAACUAGAGGUACCUUUGAGUUCGUCAUAACCGUAGUGUACUGUACGUCAUACUUUUUGGAGUAAGCUGAUCAACAAUGUAAUCCAGAUGUACUAUCGGUUGUCAUGACCUCAAAGUCUGAUGGUGGUUAGGAGAAUACUUAAAACGUUCAGUUUUGAUUUUGUCACAGCCGUCUCCUGAAAAUGAUAUUUUAAACAAUGGAAUACAAUAAUGUACAUGGCCGUCGACUUAUUUCAAUUGUCCUGCCAAUACAAUGACAAUACGCAAAUGUAAGCAAUCCAUGCCUGAAAUAUGGUCAAUACGAGAACAUAUUUGAGCAGUUUCAAAAACAACAUUAUCAUGUUGUUAUUUCGGAAUUGCCCAUUUGUAUUUCAGUAUUAUUGCUACUGUUUAAUGUCAAAUUAAAGAAGAAAAUCGCAUUGUUAGUAAUGAGUUCAAAGUAAUCGAUCUUGUAUUAGCUUACAUCGUGAGCUGUUCAAAACCGUUUUAUACUGUCGUGUAAGAGUCAUAUGUUUGAGAAAAUGAUGAGAUGCCUUUUUUCACAAUUAAGGUUGCUUGUUAAAGUGAAGUAGCAGAGAAAAGAACACUAUCCCGUAUGUGUUAAGUAUAGUUUAACACUGUGGGUUUAAGUUGACACAUAUAUGUCACAUUAUUCUGUUAGCAUCGUGAGCAGUUCAAAACCGUUAUGUUUAUACUGUCGUCUAGCUGUUUUAUAUUUGUCAUACAUCAUGAGAUGCCUUUUUUUAUAUGUAAGGUUGCUUCUUAAACUGAGAAAACAACACUAUCCUCUGUAUGUGUUACGUAGUUUGACACUGUGGUUCUAUGUGGUUUUAAAUUGUUCAAACUUUAAUAUUUGUUUUGAUUAACACAUAUAUAUGUUUUAGGUUAUUAUCACAUUAUUCUGUUAGCAUCUAUACUUAUUUCAAUGCAACAAAUAUUUAUGUCAUUGUUCCCACUAAACGUAUAUGACAUGCAUCAGUAAAGCUGGGAUUUUCAUCCAAAACUAACAUCACUUCAAUGCACUUGUCUCAAAAUCUUUGAAGACCAUUGCUAUGAUGUCACAAUCAAAUGACAUCACUAAUAAAUUUUAUCUGCCAUUGUUGCUAGGCAACUGUAUUUCUUACACUCAAGACAUUGAUUAUUACUGAGUGAUAACUGAAAAAGUUAGGGUUAUGAUUCUGGAUGGUAAAUAGGAUCUUACUCUCGUCUCUGUUGAUGUGACGUAUAUGCAUCUCAACACAAACUGUUUAUAACAGGAUGUAAUACUAGUAUAGAAUUAAUUAGUGAGUGAGUGAGUUGGGUUUUAGGCCGCUUUUAACAGAAUUCCAGUUAUAUCACGACGUGUCAGCUUAAUGUGAGAGGAAAGCUCGAAGUUCGAGUUCUUGACGGUUGACAGUUGCUGCAUGUGAUCUUCUGAUCUGGUCAGGGUGAUCCCAUAAAUGUUCGACGGAGUUGAUAUCAGGAGAAUUUCCCGGCAAGGGUAAAACGUGAAUGUUCGCGUUGUUCAGAAAGUUCUGUGUGAGCCUUACCGUAUGCGGUCUCACAUUGUCUGAAGACAAUGCCACGUGUCUGUUGCUGAAUGAAUGGUUCCACAACGUGUCUCAUAUUGAGUGAGUGAGUUAGUGAGUUGGGUUUACCGCCGCUUUUAACAUUAUUCCAGUUAUAUCGCGGCGUGUCAGCUUAAUAUGUAGGAGGAAAGCCCGAAGUGAUGCAGGUCUCGGACGUUUACCACUUCGGUAAAACCCACAAGAACGGGUAUGGUGCUGACAAACCUAGAAACAUAAUCGGGGCGAACCGGGAUUCGAACGUGUCUCAAAGCUUCAUCCCAAUAUCUCUGAGCAUUCAAGAUACUGGUGGUAUAGUUCGUUUUGGACAUUAUGACAUGUUCAAUACAUAUCUGUGCGUUAUUUUUCACAUUGUUCAAACUUUAGUAUUGUGAAAGCGUUCUUCUGGGACGUUUUUCUGUUACUUUAUUGGUCGUAUUGGUUGUCAUUUGUUUUUACAUUUAUACUUAUUAAAUGCAGCACAUAUUUAUUUUGUAUGUUUCCACUCACGUCGUAUCGCAUGGGCCUGUUUGAAUAACGACAUUGCACAUAUCUAUUUACGGUAAGUGUCGUUGAUUUCAAUCGUAUCACGAAUGUCAAACUUAGGGAAAAUAGCGACCAGUAGAAAUAUUUGUCAAAACCGAAUAUGAAUAUACCAGGAAAAUAGCGAUAGAAUAUUUCAACAAAUGUUAAUGAAGCAGUUGAUUCACGUAUGGCAGGAAAAUACUUCAGCAGGAAUAUGAUAGUGUUUCAAUGCGGUUUUCCUCCGCUGCGUAUCUCGGGGAACACAGCCCAACGUUAUGGUAUUCAUGUAUUGUGUAACAUUGUAUCGCUUAUCAGCAACAUAGUUUGCAGUUAAGGCUUCCUCGCACAAAGUGCCUCAACAAAGGAUGAUUGUCAUUGCUGCAUGAACAUUAAAUUCAAGCGAAUAUAUACCAGAUAUCACAGGGAUGAUUAUCACAAACUCUCGGUAAUAUUGAAAUGACUCGAUUGGAUCAUGCUCCUAUCGAACUAAUUGUUGACUCGUGUAUACUAGGUACUUAGGUCAUACACGUAGCAUACUGGGAUUUCUGUGUAGUUUUUACAUCCUGAUUCCAGCUGAUGAUGCAAACAGUUAUAAAUGUACUUUAUUUCUGCAUGGCCCCCUGUAUCAUGUUUACAAUGAUUUAUGUGUGCAGAAAUUACACUUAUUUUAUUUUCACAAUGUAUUGUCCUUGUGAUAAAUCAUUUACAUUUUCAAUUAUUUUUGUCGUUUUUACAUUAGGAUUCUUGCUGAUGAUGAUUAUGCAUAGUUAUGAAUGUACUAUAUUUCUGCAUGACACCCUGUAUCAUACUGGGAUUUUUGCGUAUGUUUUACAUCCUGAUUCCAGCUGCAGAAAUUACACUUAUUUUAUUUUCAAUGUACAAUGUAUUUUCCUAUUGCUCAAUUUACAUUUGCACACACACUGUAGUCGCACAGUCGUUGUUAUGUUGUCCUACCUAUUGAUCAAGUUUAAGUGUUGGCUUUCCGCAUCGAAUAAAAUAUGCCUUAACUGAA
Haliotis rufescens (red abalone) is the source of this 4503-nucleotide messenger RNA. RefSeq lists its product as uncharacterized. The coding region runs from base 23 to 1096 and encodes 357 amino acids. The record is from RefSeq and is a predicted model, not a curated record. The transcript is spliced from 9 exons. NCBI's taxonomy places the organism in Eukaryota, Metazoa, Mollusca, Gastropoda, Lepetellida, Haliotidae.